Molecule: messenger RNA, 2612 nt
Organism: Hyla sarda
Lineage: Eukaryota; Metazoa; Chordata; Amphibia; Anura; Hylidae
Gene: TSG101
Product: tumor susceptibility 101
Exons: 10
Coding region: 130-1305 (391 amino acids)
Biological process (GO): protein modification process; protein transport; endosome to lysosome transport
Cellular component (GO): ESCRT I complex
Molecular function (GO): ubiquitin binding
Source: RefSeq, a predicted model, not a curated record
AAGCGGAAGUCGCAGUGCGGACAGCUGGAUUUCCGGCUUCGCUGGGUUGGUUUGGUUCUGGAAGUCGGCGGAGAGGAGUCUGAGGGUGACCGGGGACAGAUAGCGAGCGGCCGGCGGGGACCCCUCACCAUGGCGGUGUCAGAGGCCCAGCUCAAGAAGAUGCUGAGCAAGUACAAGUACAGAGAUCUGUCUGUGCGGGAGAUCCUGAAUGUCAUCGGGCUCUACAGGGACCUCAAACCAUUACCAGAUAGUUACGUUUUCAACGAUGGCACCUGUAGAGAGCUGCUGAGCCUUUCAGGCACCAUUCCUGUACCUUAUAAAGGUAACACGUAUAAUAUCCCCAUAUGUCUGUGGCUGCUGGACACCUACCCGUACAACCCCCCAAUCUGCUUUGUUAAACCCACCAACACCAUGACCAUAAAAACCGGAAAACAUGUAGACGCCAACGGCAAGAUCUACCUCCCUUAUCUGCACGAAUGGAAACACCCUCCGUCAGACCUGCUGGGGUUAAUCCAGAUCCUCAUUGUCGUCUUUGGAGAGGAGCCACCGGUGUUCUCCCGAUAUCCUGCACCAGCUCCCUACAUGUACCCGGCCGCCGGACCCCCCAACACCUCAUAUAUGCCAGGAGAUAACCCACCAUACCCGGCAGGGCACCCGUCCAACCAAAGCGGGUAUCCUGACUACUAUCCAGCUGGUGGGCCCUAUCCCCCAACCUCCGGGCCCCAGAUGUUUCCUCAGCCCCCUGUACCUCACCCUCAGGUCACCAGCUCCGGUCCAGCGAGAGACGGCACCAUUGGCGAGGACACCAUCCGGGCCUCUCUUAUUUCAGCUGUCAGCGAUAAGUUAAGAUGGAGAAUGAAGGAAGAAAUAGACCGGGCUCAGGCGGAGCUGAACGCCCUGAAGCGCACGGAGGAGGAUCUGAAGAAGGGACACCAGAAGCUGGAGGAGAUGGUCAACAGGCUGGACCAAGAAGUGACGGAAGUGGAUAAAAACAUAGAAACCCUGAGAAAGAAAGACGAGGAGCUGGGGGCGGUGGUGGAGAAGAUGGAGAGUCAAUCGGAGUACAGAGACAUCGAUGAGGUGAUCGUGCCCACCGCCCCGCUCUAUAAGCAGAUCCUCAACCUGUACGCCGAGGAGAACGCCAUAGAGGACACCAUCUUCUACCUGGGAGAAGCGCUGCGGCGCGGCGUCAUAGACCUGGACGUCUUUCUCAAGCACGUCCGUCUCUUGUCACGCAAGCAGUUCCAGCUCCGGGCGCUGAUGCAGAAAGCCAGGAAGACGGCCGGACUGAGCGACCUGUAUUAACAUCAACACCCACCUUUUUUUUUUUUUUUUUUUCUCCCUCGAUUCCUGACUGAGAUCAAUAAAGAUUUGGGUUAAAUUAUUCUAAAAAUAAUUGAAAAAAAAAAAAAUGGAGAAAAAAAGAUUUUAUUUUUUAUUUUUUUUGCUGGUGUGGGGGAGGCUGUAGCACAGCGAUGCACUUUGUCUAUGGUUUAGAGAGAGGUAACCAGACAUGGCGGACAUUAUUUUUUACCGUCGCUGACUCCGCCCCCUUCUGACUGGUACAGACCCUUUACAGGGGGCGGUAUAGAUCUCGUAUCUAUGGGUACGCUGAUGCCCGCUACUUCUCUAUAGCUUAGCUAGACUUUCUGGUUACCGGUUAGAUCAUUGUGUAGAGCAGGGUUUCCCAAGCAGUGUGCCUCCAGCUGUUGCAAAACUAGAACUCCCAGCAUGCCUGGAACAGCUCUGUAACCUACAGACCUAGUAAGUAUACCGGUAGAAUAGGGUUUCCCAACCAGUGUGCCUCCAGCUCUUGCAAAACUACAACUUCCAGCAUGCCCGUACAGCCGUAGGCUGUCCGGCCAUGAUGGGAGUUGUAGUUUUGCAACAGCUGGAGGCACAUUGAUGAGGAAACACUGCUUUAGUUUAAUUUUGAUCCUAGACCUGGCCGGAAUCCCAAUGAGGUCCUAGUAUAACCUACAGACCCAAUGUAUAUAGAACAGUGUUUCCCAUCCAGUGUGCUUCCAGCUGUUGCACAACGACAACUUCUAGAUGUAGUUUUGCAACAGCUGGAGACACAAUGGUUGGGAAACAUUGCUGUAAAUUCUGCAGUUAGACUUUGUCCUAGGCCUGGCCAGAAACCCAAGAAGGUCCUAGGGUGAAGUGUUUAGCUGUCCGGGCAUGCUGGGAGUUGUAGUUUUUACAACAGCUGGAGGCACCCUGUUUGGGGAAACACUGUCGUAGAGGGCCCAGUAUACAGGUCCGACUUGUACAAAAAUAUAUAUUUUUAUUUAGUUUUUUUGUUUUUUUUUUUGUAGGAAAAAAUUCUAUUUGAGAUUUGCCACCUGAAUUUUAUUUACGAAAAUUUCCACUAACGCUAAGGGCCGCACGGCAAACCUCAGCGACUGGAAGGUUUCUCCGUAAAGCGCUGGCUUUUUUUUUUUUUUUUUUUGCUGAGGAGGUUGUACGUCACACGGGGGGGGGGUUCGGUUGCCUUUUUUUUUUUGCCAUGUCUAUAUUUGUAUGUGAAGCAGCUGUACAGUGCACCUGGAAGUUCUUGCUGUGUGCGGACGCAGCAAUAAGUCCAUCUGUAUGUGAAUAAUUUUAUUAAU